This is a messenger RNA of Lineus longissimus, 771 nucleotides long. RefSeq lists its product as uncharacterized. The coding region runs from base 10 to 771 and encodes 253 amino acids. The record is from RefSeq and is a predicted model, not a curated record. Lineage: Eukaryota; Metazoa; Nemertea; Pilidiophora; Heteronemertea; Lineidae. The transcript has 7 exons.
UCAACGGACAUGACCUCCCAGCAAGUGGAGGAUCUUAUCCUCUCCUUGUUCUGGGACAAGCUUGAAAAAUUUCCAAAACCUAAAUUCAUCUUUGUGAAGGCGGAGAGAAAUAAAAUUUUCCGGCCGAAUAUGCCAAUAGGCACGAAAUUUGAUGGACAGACAGUCCUCAAUCUGUGUGGACAGGGGGUGGUCAAUGUAAUGGCCAGCGGCCAAAUAAAGGAUGGCUUUGACCCAACCCUUUAUCAGAAUGUCCAGGACUUUGUCAGUGACAAUGAUGAGGAGGAGUUGCCAGUGGCAUUCCCGGAUCAACAGUUACCAUCUAUAGUUGCCCGAGGAAAUUUGGGACGAAGUUUGCCCUCCUCAGUUUCUCCCCAGGUGAUUAAUAUCCAGCGAAGUGAUAGGAGAAUACCACUGACAGGACCUACAUGUACAACAGAUGUCCCUUCAGUUAAUAGAGGAACAUACAGCCAGUAUGUUGACUUGAAUGUUCAUCAAGAGGAUGAUGAUGAUGAUGGAGAUAGAGAGGAUGAUGAACUAAACCAGGCUAUAAGAGCCUCUCUUGAAGAUAGAAACAAAAUUGAUGACACUACUACAAUUAGAGAUGAACUCGUGCUACUUCAGAGCCAAAUAGACGAUGACAAGACAUCAAAGUUUAACGUCAACAGACGAGACGUGUUUGAUGGGGCAAAAAUUGGCUUUCGAAGGAAGUCGUAUAGCCCCUUCGAUGGAAUGUCGGUUGUUUUUACGGAUGAGAAUUCCUUCGUCUCUUAA